GAGAGGGUCCAGGGAUAUAGGUCGGGAUAGUAGGGGGAGGCUGGAGACACAUCUGGACGGAGCAGCCCAGCUCCUUCCAGUUGAUUGUUAGUCCGCAGCGAUGACAGCUCAAGUCUCAGACCCUCAGGGGAUCCCCGAGACUACAGCUAAGGAAGAUAAGGAAUUGGGGGGCCCUGGUCCCAGAAGGGACAAGUCAUGGCUAGAACGGCACUUCUCCCUGCUCCUUCGUCGAGAUCGCCAAGCCCAGAAGACCAGCCAGCUCUUUUCUGGGCUCCUGGCACUCAAUGUGGUGUUCCUGGGGGGAGCCUUCAUCUGUAGCAUGAUCUCCAACAACGUGGCCAUCACCCUGGGUGAUGUCUGGAUCCUGCUGGCGGUGCUCAAGGUGCUUGCCCUCCUCUGGCUUCUCUACUACAUGGUGGGUACCGUCUACCUGCCACACGCUAUCCUGUACCAAGAUCCCCACGCUGGGCCUGUCUGGGUUCAGGGCUCCCUGGUGUUGUUCGGUAGCUGCACCGUACUUCUCAACGUCUUCCGAAUUGGCUACAUCAUCAGUCACAUCCAUUGCAAGUCUGAGGUGGAAAUUGUCUUCCCCAUCAUUGAGAUUCUCUUCAUCAGUCUUCAGACCUAUGCGCUAUGGAGCCACAGCAAAGACUGUGUUCAGGUCCAGAUGAAUCUUACCAGGUGCGGACUGAUGCUAACUAUGGCUACCAACCUGCUCCUCUGGAUACUGGCCGUCACCAAUGACUCCAUGCAUCGGGAAAUUGAAGCUGAAAUGGAUGCCCUCGUGGAAAAGUUCACAGGCAAUGAGACCAACACUUGCCUUUGCCUCAAUGCAACUAUAUGUGAAGUCUUUCAAAAGGGUUACCUGAUGCUCUACCCCUUCAGCACCGAAUACAACCUCAUCUGCUGCGCCAUCCUCUAUGUCAUGUGGAAGAAUGUGGGCCGAAAGCUGUCUCCUCACAUAGCUGGUCCUGGCCGGCCCAACUUCCACCUCCAUGGAGCCAUCUUUGGUCCCUUGUUGGGCUUCCUGGCUCUGGUGGCAGGGGUCAGUGUCUUUGUCCUCUUCCAGAUCCAGGCCAGCGGCCCCUCCAUUGGUUAUCAGUACUUUACCCUUUACUAUACUUUUUAUGUGAUUGUCCUGCCUGUCAUGACUCUGGCGUGCCUGAUGGGUACGGUCAUACAUGGACUGGAAGAGAGGGAAAUGGACACAGUCAAGAACCCCACUCGAAGCCUUGAUGUGGUACUUCUUAUGGGUGCUGCCCUGGGCCAGAUUGGUAUCUCCUAUUUUUCCAUCGUGGCUAUUGUGGCCACCAAUGUCCAAGAGCUGCUCAACAGACUUAUCCUGGCCUAUUCAAUCCUGAUCAUCAUUCAGCACAUCACCCAAAACCUCUUCAUCAUUGAGGGCUUGCACCGACAGCCACUCUGGGAGACACCCAUCCAGCGCCAGAAUGAUGGCCUAGGGGAGGAGUGCCCACCAGGCCUUCGUCGAGGAUCCAUGCUGGAGCUGGGCCAGGGCCUGCAGAGGGUAUCCCUGGCCUACAUCCACAACUACAGCCACCUCAAUUGGAAGCGUCGAGUUCUUAAGGAAAUUUCCAUCUUCCUCAUCCUCUGUAACAUUACGAUGUGGAUGAUGCCAGCAUUUGGCACACACCCUGAGUUUGAGAAUGGACUGGAGAAAGAAUUCUAUGGCUACAGGACUUGGUUCACUAUUGUCAACUUUGGCCUACCUCUGGGGGUCUUCUACCGAAUGCAUUCUGUUGGGGGGCUAGUAGAAGUCUACCUCGGCGCCUGAUUCAAGACAGUCCACAGCCAGUCAGCCCUGGCACUGUUCCGGCUUCUCUCCUCUGCCUUGAUCCCAAGCCAUACAGUUCCAGAGGCUACUGGAAGACACCUGCCCCAAGCCUCUUCUCCAUCCACAGCCAAGAAAUCCAAGUAUCCCUCCAUUCGAGCAGAGGCAGAAACUAACUAGAGUGGGUUCCUCAAAGUCUCACUGCCUCCAGGAACCAUCAACCUGGAGGUUUGGGGACACUUUGCUGUCUUCUCCAGAGCCAAGGAUGAGAUCCCCAGAUGCUAUUCUGGGGUGCUAGUGGGAGGGGCUACAUAUGUUUAUGUUUUUAAAUCACCUGAGAGCCCCAAAUGGCACAGAUGGCAGUCCAAUCCUGGUACAUGGUAGUGGCUCUUCCUAGAGCUAGUUUGGGGAGCCUGUGCCAGGGGUCUGUAUGAGAGGUUGGGGAGUGGGAAGACAGUUGUACCCCCUUCCAGCAAAUGCCUCAGCAGGCCAUCUCAUACCUGCCUCUGCACCUGUUUGUCCUACCACUGCUCAGGGCCAUCUUCCUAAACUAAGUUAGCCGCAAACCUAUCGUCUUCAGGGGGGGCCACUCCACCCAUUCACCAACCCCUCCCUCCCUUCCACCAAGCCCUACACAUACCACACACACACACAC
This is a messenger RNA of Phascolarctos cinereus (koala), 2444 nucleotides long. NCBI's taxonomy places the organism in Eukaryota, Metazoa, Chordata, Mammalia, Diprotodontia, Phascolarctidae. The record is from RefSeq and is a predicted model, not a curated record.